This is a messenger RNA of Strongyloides ratti, 3975 nucleotides long. Its product is annotated as Xanthine dehydrogenase. The transcript has 3 exons. The coding region runs from base 1 to 3975 and encodes 1324 amino acids. Lineage: Eukaryota; Metazoa; Nematoda; Chromadorea; Rhabditida; Strongyloididae. The record is from RefSeq and is a predicted model, not a curated record. Gene Ontology annotation, molecular function: 2 iron, 2 sulfur cluster binding; FAD binding; oxidoreductase activity.
AUGGAAUACAAUACUUUAAUAUUUUUUGUUAAUUCAAAAAAAAUAGAAUUAACUAAUGUUAAUAUUACUAAGACACUAGCUGAUUUUCUGAGAAAUGAUUUAAAAUUGACAGGAACAAAAAUUGGUUGUAAUGAAGGUAAAUGUGGAAGUUGUACAGUAAUGGUAUCUGAAAUACAUCCUAUAACUAAUAAUAUAAAACAUUAUUCUAUUAAUGCUUGUACAACUUUUAUUUGUUCACUUUUUGGAAAAGCUAUAACAACUAUUGAAGGAAUAACAGAUAUUGGUAAAAAACGUUUACAUGCAGUUCAAGAACGUCUUUAUCAAGCACAUGGUAGUCAAUGUGGAUUUUGUACUCCAGGAUUUAUUAUGGCAAUGUAUACAUUAUUAAGAAAUAAUCCAAAUCCAAAAAUUGAAGAUAUCAAUGAUACUAUUCAAGGUAAUCUUUGUCGAUGUACAGGAUAUAGACCUAUUCUUGAAACAUUUUAUUCUUUUUCUACUGAUUAUUAUAAUAAUACGAAUACAAAUUGCCCACUUGGUGAAAACUGUUGUAAAAAUAACAAGAAUGAAAAUGAAAUAAUUAUUGAAAGAAAAGAUUUAUGUACACUUUUUGAUUUUAAUAAUUCUUUACCGUAUAACGAUCAUCAAGAACCUAUAUUUCCACCAGAUUUAAAUGUUAACAACUAUCAUAUAAAAAGUUUUAUAAUGAAAAAUGAUAAUUCUAUUUGGUUUCAACCAACAACAAUUAAUCAGUUAAAAGAGAUAAUAAAAAAAUUUCCAAAUUGUCAAAUUGUUUGUGGGUGUACUGAUACAGUCAUAAAAAAACGAUUUCAAUUUAUUGAAUUACCUAUAAUAGUUAAUAUUAAACAGAUUGAUACAUUUAUGAAAGCAUAUAUUGAUGAAAAAGAAGAAGCAUUUUAUAUUGGGUCAAAUUUAACAUUAACUGAUAUAGAUGAAACAUUAAAAAAAUGGAUUAAUGAGAUACCUUCUGAAAAAACAAAAAUAAUAAAAAGUAUCUCAGAAAUGAUACAUAAUAUCGGUGGAAAACAUAUUAGAAAUUCAGCAACAAUUGGAGGAAAUAUUGCUAUCUGUUCACCAUCUUCUGAUUUAAAUAUUAUCUUGUUGGCUGCAGAAGCAAAAAUAGAAAUUAUGUUUAACAAUGAAAUAAGAAUUAUAAAAAUUGAUGAAACAUUUUUUGAACAGUACAAAAAACUUUUUAUUCAAAAUAAAGCAAUAAUUAAAGGUGUUUGGAUACCAUUUUCAGAAAAAAAUUUACAUUUUCAAGCUUACAAAAUGUCACAAAGAAAAGAUAAUGAUUAUGCAAUUAUAAAUUGUGCAUUCUCAUUGGUGAUUGAAAAUUUUAUAAUAAAAAAUGUUAAAAUAUGUUUUGGUAAUGUUGGUCUAAAAAUAGUAAUGGCUUGUAAGACAAUGAUGAUGAUUAAAGAUAAAUGUUUUGAUGAUAAUUGUUUAUAUAAUGCUUCUAGAUCAUUGGUAAAAGAAAUGAAUGUUUAUCUUAAUGAUGUUCCAAGAACAAAAAAAUUUAAAUUAACAUUGAUUGUAUCUUUAUUUAACAAAUUUUUUAUGGAAGUUAAAAAUACUUAUGUGACAACUUCAGAUACUAAUAUGCAAAAAGAAUUAAGAAAUUUUAGCCCAUCUCAAAUAUAUUAUUCUCCUCCAGAUAGUCAAAAAACUAGUGAUAGUGUUGGUUUAACGAUACCACAUGUAAGUGGUAAAAAACAUACAACUGGUGAGGCAAAAUAUGUUGAUGAUUAUUCAAUUUCAAAUUGUCUUCAUAUAGCUCUUGUCUUAUCUCAAGUAAGUUGUGGUAAGAUAAAUUUUGUUGAUCCAAGUAAAGCUUUAAAAGAAAAAGGUGUCAUUUGUUAUAUUGAUAAAAAUGAUAUACCUUCUAAUACACGUAUUGGAUUUGGUGAUGAAUUGAUAUUUGCUGAGGAUGAGAUAUAUUCUCAUGGACAAGUAAUUGGUGCAAUAAUUGGUGAAAGUCAUGAUAUUGCCAGAAAAGCUGCAUCAAAAGUUGAAAUUGAUAUAAAACCAAAAAAACCAAUUAUAACAAUAGAUGAUGCAAUAAAAUAUGAAAGUUUUCAUAAUUCAGAUAAUUUAACAUUUCAUAGUUCAUACCUUGAAAAUGAUAAAAUAAUUGAUUUUAAUUAUAAUAACAAUGAUUAUUUAACAGUUAAAGGUAGUGUAUCAGUUGGUUCACAAGAACACAUGUAUUUAGAAACAAAUCAAGUUAUUGUUAUUCCUGGUGAGGAUGAUGAAUUAGAUAUUAUUUCAUCAACACAAGGUCCAUCUAAUGUUCAACAAGAAGUUUCUAAUGUAUUAAAUAUACCAAGAAAUAAAAUUUCUGUUAAAGUUAAAAGAAUUGGAGGUGGAUUUGGUGGAAAAGAAAGUCCGUCAUACUUAUUAGCUGUAAUUGCUUCAAUAGCAGCAAAUAAAUUAAAGAGACCAGUAAAAUUAGUUCUAGAAAGAUGUGAUGAUAUGAUAAUGUCUGGAAAUAGACAUUCAUUUAAAUUUAUUUAUAAAGCUGCUAUUUCAAAAGAUAAAAAAUUAAAAAGUAUGGAUGUAAAAUGUUUUACAAAUGCUGGUUGUUAUCUUGAAUAUAGUAAUUUAUUAGUUAUCAGAACAAUGUUAACAAUAUCAUCAAUAUAUAAAUGGGAUAAUACAGAUAUUUAUGGAUAUUUAUGUAAAACUAAUAUAUCAAGUAAUGGAGCAUUUAGAGGUUUUGGUGCACCACAAGGAAUGUUUUGUGGAGAAAUAAUUCUUGAGAAUUUAGCUGAAGUUCAUAAGAUUGAUAUAAAUGAAUUAAGAGAAAAUAAUUUUUAUGUUGAGGGUAAUAAAACUAAUUAUGGAAUGAAAUUAGAAAAAUGCAAUGGUUUACGUUGUUGGAAAGAAUGUCUUGAUAUGUCUAAUUAUAAUGAAAGAUUACAAAAUGUAAAAAAUUUUAAUAAAUUAAAUAAAUUUAUAAAAAAAGGAAUUUAUAUUGUUCCAACAAUGUUUCCAGUUGGUUUUGGUUUAAAAACAAUUAGUCAAGCAGCUUCUCUUAUUAAUAUAUAUAGUGAUGGAUCAAUACUUGUUAGUCAUGGUGGUAUGGAAAUGGGACAAGGAUUACAUACUAAAAUUAUUCAAAUUGUUUCAAGAUGUUUAGAGGUACCAAUUGAUAAAAUUACAAUACGUGAAACUAGAACAGAUAAUGUUCCUAAUACUACACCAACUGUUGCUAGUUUAGGAAUUGAUUUAAAUGGUGGUGCUGUAAAAAAUGCUUGUGAAAAAAUUAUGAAGUUAUUAGAGCCAAUAAAAGAAAAUAAUAAAAAUGGUAAAUGGGAAGAUUGGAUAAAGAAAGCAUAUGAAAGUAGGAUUCCACUUAGUGCAACUGGAUAUAGUAUUAUUGAAACAGAAGACAUUGAUUUUACCAAUAAAAAUAUAGCAAAUUCAUAUAGUUAUUGUGUUUAUGGUGCAGCAUGUAGUGAGAUUGAACUUGAUUGUUUAACUGGUGCUCAUAAAAUAUUAAGAAGUGAUAUUGUUAUGGAUAUUGGUGAUUCAAUAAAUCCAGCAAUUGAUAUUGGACAAAUUGAAGGUGGAUUUAUACAAGGUUAUGGUUAUUUUACAAUGGAAGAAGUAAAAUUUAAUGAUAAUGGAAUUAGAAUGUCUAAAAAUUGUAGUACAUAUAGAAUACCAACGUCUAAUGAUAUACCAAAAGAGUUUAAUGUAAAAUUACUUAAAGGAUCUUCUAACAAGAAGGGAAUAUUUUCAUCAAAAGCCGUUGGUGAACCACCAUUAUUUUUAGGUUCAAGUGUUUUUUUCGCUAUCAAAGAAGCAAUUAAAUCAUAUCGUAAAGAUAACAAUAAUUUUGAUUUUUUCAAUAUGAAUGCUCCAGCAACUUGUGAAAAUAUUAGAUCACUUUGUAUUGAUUCAAUAACUGGAAUUGUAGAAUCAUCUCUUAGUGACGGUGAAAACAUGUAA